UUUUUAGGAGUAAUUAAGCACAGGGCCUCUAAAUAGACAAUUUUUUUAUAACACAAAUAAUUUUGGAUAUAACAGUGGUGCAUAGUUGCACUAUAGUUGCGUUAUUAUGAAAUUCCAUUUUGGACAAGCAUUGUCACAAUUUAGCAUUUUAAGACAAUAAUAAUAAAUACUAUGCUUCCAAGUGUACCACUUGUUGUGACAUCUAGUAGGGAUAGUUCAAAAGUAUCAGAUGUUGAAGGUGAGAAAGCAAAAUGUGAGUCUGUUCCAAAGCCCCAUGCUAGCGUUAGCCAAGUUAUAACUACAAGUGCCAAAACCAAUUGUCCUAGUAAAGGUUCAACUCAGGCUGACAGAACAGAAGAACGGGAUAAGGAGGCAGACAAUCCAAAAUCGAAGAAACCUAAUACCACUGGUCGUUCACCUCCCAAAUUUGUGAAAAAGAAACCUAAACAAAUUCGUGAUCUUGAAAAAACCUUGAAUUGCCUUCUUUCUGACAAUGAACAAAUUAAAGAUGAAAAGGCAUUUGCAUUUGCUCAGUCAUACUUCCUCAAAGUAACUGAAACACUCCAUGGAAAGGAUGAUGCUACUUACAGUGAAUUCAUGAGAACAAUGAAUGAUUUUGGUGUCACAAUUUUUGAUGCCACUGAAUUAUACAAGAAAGUGACCAACAUAUUUGAAAAAUAUCCUGAUUUGUCAGAGGAAUUUUUAGCAUUUCUCCUGCCUGAACAGGCAAUGCAAUGUGGAAAAUUUAUGGAAUACAUUAUUCUCACAAAAAUGAGGAGUUUCUGUAGAAAACUUGAGCUGUAUUAUUCCAAACAACCAUCCCAUCUACGUAAAAUAUAUUCAAGCUUGUCAACUUUAGCUUCUAAUAAUAAAGCUUCUGUGGAUGAUUUGAAGAACACGAUUCUUCCUCUAAUAAGAAACAACACUUUACUUGUUAACAUGUUCUUAGAAUUAAUGCCGACAGAGGCCCCUCAUGCAAGCUCAUUGACAGAUUAUGAAAGUAUGGACUUCUGUAAUGUUGACAUUCAAAACCCAAAAUAUGAAGAUUGGUUUGAGACUGUGGAGAUACCCCCACCAGCGGAAGACGAUAUGUACGGCGGGGAAGACUGUAUUUGCCCCUGCCACAUUCCACCAGAGGGGACGGAAGAAAGACACUCUGUCCAUUGUAUGUCUUGUGGAACAAAGUUCGUUCAGGGUAGAGUGUACUUACAUUCAGGGAAUAUGCUUCGCCCUGCCAGAAUUUCUUUCAAAGAAAUGAAGACAAAAGCAAUUGAAAGACUUUGUGUUAAGAAUUUAAAGACUCGACGAAAAAUUGACAAAAACCGGGCUCCUCCUUCAGGCAGUAAAAAAAACAACCCUUCAAAAGGGGAAACUUCUUCAACCAAUGUCUCAGGUGUGUCAAAUAAGUUAUCUUCACCAAAAUCUUCAAAAAAGGCAGCAAAAGGGAAGUCUACGAAUGAAAACCCUAAGAAAACCAAUGAGACGCUCAGUGCUUCCAAAGCAUCACAUGACAAAGAGUUAAGUAAUGAAAAAAAAAAAUCUAAACCACCCCGAAAAAGAUUAAAACUAAUGGCAAAUAGUGAAGAAAAUCCUUCUACAUCAACAUCUAUACAGACACAUGUAGUUUCUGCUAAAAAAGGCGCCCCGCAGACAGGUAAAGUUGCUAGGAAAGUUGAUGCCAAACGUAGUAAAGGAGCACCUCAGUUCCCCUUGCAACAAGCAGAGCCAACUCGUCGUGCAGCUCGUUCAGCGGCUCGUAAUGCUACUCUUGCAAAUGAUGUAAAUCAAAAGCCAAAUCGAAGAAACAUUGGUAAGUCCCUUAAAGAAGAAACUGACACUGCAUUGGCUACUGUUAUCCUUAGUAAAAAAGGCAAAGAAGAGUGCCUCUUAACUUAUAAAAGUACUUUAUCAACUCCUCUUUCUAUAGAACAGGAGAAGGAAGGAACUCCUAGCAAAUUGUUAUCAGAGAGUAUGAUAAUUGAGACAAUUAAAGAAUCUUCAUUAGAGGAAAAUGUUGUAAAAGAUGAUUUUGAGAUACAAGAUGAUGUGCAAAACUAUCAAUCGCCCACUGAUCAAAAUAGUAAUUUGCCUGUACCUGACACUGAUGGAGACGGAGAGAUUUUGUGUAAAAAGGAUAUAAACCCUAUACCAUUUGAAAAGGAGAAAAAUGAUUGUAAUGAAAUGAUGAAAUCAGAAAAUGGGGAUGAAAUGAUUUCCUCUGAAAAUACAAGAGCAUUUGAUUCCUUAGCAGAAAAUGAAUGUCCUAUGCAGUGUUUUUCCACUUCUGGAGAUGAUAGCAGUUCUGAUGGAGCUGCUCUAGAGGAUAAAACAGAAGGUUUUUCUUAUAGUGAAGAACAUUUCUCCCAAAGUGAAGGAGAUGAUGUAAAAAGUGAAACAGUAGAAUUGGAUAUUAGUUUUGAGAAUGUUUCCUCUGAAGAUGAUAAGAAUAUCUUAGGUUCAGAAGAUUUUCCUAUUAACUCCUCUUCUGAUUCAGAAGAUGAAGAUAAUUACCCUAUGGAAUGUGAAGAUUCUGAAGAGAUGGAUGAUUGCACUAGAUUGUCACAAGAUGUUAAUAUGGACACCUUCAAUGAAGAAAACUGCCCCAAUGAUGCUAAUGAUGUGUCUUUUACUGAACAAUUAGAGAGUGCACCUUGGACAAGGGAUGAGGAUAAAAUUAUUUUGAGAACGUUUCAAUCUGUGAAUAAUUCAGAAAAUGUUUUCCAAAAAAUAUGUUAUGAGCUUCCAUCCAGAACAGCUGAAGAAGUUCAGUGUAGGUUUCAAACACUGAUGUCAUUCCUACAGAAAAUGACGGAUUGUUAGGCAUCUGGAAGAUGUUUAUGAAUCAUUAAUUGCUCUUUCUAGGUGCAUAAAUGUCUCAAAUACACACCUGUUGUACAAUUAUUUCUUUGUUGAUUUGUAACGGUGAAAGAUUGUGACUGUAAAUAUUGUUUAAAAAACUAGUAGUAACCCAUGUGUGAAUGUGUUACUUACGCUUUAGUAUCUGUAAUUGGAUUAAUACUAAAGAAAUAGGAAACACUAAUGACAUUUUACUGAAAUCUUGUUAGAAAUUAAAGAACUAUCUGAAGUAGUUCUUGUUAGAUUUAAACAUACCUAAAAGUAAGCUGAACCAAUUCUUAAUUCAGCCAAAAGAUCUGACAAAAAAAAAAGAAAGAAAUGUUCCCCUUCUUUAACAAUAAUUGUUUAGAGAAGGAUUGAAGACCUUAAGUAUCUUUACGUUUCCUUAUCAUUUUAUGUUUGUGUAUAUUAUGCUUAAUAAUGUAGUCUCCUUUGCAAAUUUCAAUUUCAAAAUUAACAAUCAGAUCCAAAUUAUGUUACUUCUUAACUAUUCUGUGAUUUUUACGCAAAUGAAUGAAAUUUUGUUGAUAAUUCCAUGAAAUAUUACUGCCAAUGCUUGUUGUUUAAUUUGAAGUACUUGAAAAGACUGAUUGAUUUGUUAUUGUAAAUAUUCAUUAUAUUUUGUGUUGAACUUUUGUAUUUUCUAUUGUUUCUGGACAAAUGCAUAUUUUUACUUAUAUAUUAAAUUACCUUAAUAUUUGUGUACUAUAA
Gryllus bimaculatus (two-spotted cricket) is the source of this 3567-nucleotide messenger RNA. The record is from the annotation of a GenBank genome assembly. Lineage: Eukaryota; Metazoa; Arthropoda; Insecta; Orthoptera; Gryllidae.